AUGUCUUCUCCUUCCAGAAGGCUGCAGACCAAGCCUGUGAUAACAUGUCUUAAGACAUUUCUUAUUUCUUACAGUCUUAUAUUUUGGUUAACAGGGGUCAUCCUGCUGGCGGUUGGCGUGUGGGGCAAGGUGAGAAUGGAGUCCUUCUUCUCUCUGGCCUCAGACAAAAGCACCAAUGCGCCCUAUGUGCUCAUCGGCACUGGUGCCAUCAUCGUCAUCUUUGGCCUGUUUGGCUGCUUGGCUACAUGUCGCGGGAGCCCCUGGAUGCUUAAGCUGUAUGCCAUGUUCCUGAUCCUGGUGUUCUUAGCCGAGCUGGUGGCAGGCAUCUCUGGCUUCGUCUUUAGACAUGAGAUAAAGGAUAUAUUACAUGUAUCCUUUAAAAGUGCUAUGGAUAAAUACGAUGGUACCAGCUCCCAGAGUCACACAUUGGACACCAUCCAGACAUCUCUGGAAUGCUGUGGAUCUGUAAACUACACGGACUGGGAGAACACGGGAUACUUCAAAAGCAAAGGGAUUCCUAAAAGCUGCUGCAAGGAGAGCGACGUUUGCCCCCUCGACGACCUUAAAAACCCAGACAAAGCUGCCAAGGUGGUUUUCCCUGAGGGCUGUUUUUCUAAGGUAUCUAAUAAAAUGGAGUCCAACCUUGGAAUCAUUGCAGGGAUCUCCUUUGGAAUAGCCUUCUUCCAGCUCAUAGGAGUCUUCCUGGCCUGCUGUUUGUCCCGGUACAUCACAAACAACCAGUAUGAGAUGGUCUAG
Molecule: messenger RNA, 756 nt
Organism: Osmerus eperlanus (European smelt)
Lineage: Eukaryota; Metazoa; Chordata; Actinopteri; Osmeriformes; Osmeridae
Product: tetraspanin-7-like
Exons: 7
Coding region: 1-756 (251 amino acids)
Cellular component (GO): plasma membrane
Source: RefSeq, a predicted model, not a curated record